Vicia villosa (hairy vetch) is the source of this 561-nucleotide messenger RNA. RefSeq lists its product as uncharacterized. Lineage: Eukaryota; Viridiplantae; Streptophyta; Magnoliopsida; Fabales; Fabaceae. Bases 1 to 561 code for a protein of 186 amino acids. The transcript has a single exon. The record is from RefSeq and is a predicted model, not a curated record.
AUGAAGAUGAGGGAUGUUGUAAUACAACUGAAUCUCUGGCAGAAAUUGAAGGAUCUGGUCAGGGUAAAAGUGAGAGACAUAUACCUUCAUAUUAGUGAUUUUGGGCCUGAUGUACAAUGGAGAAAAAUACUGUUUGAUAACAAGGCUAGACCACGAGCGAAAUUUGUGACAUGGAUGACAUGCCAUGGAAAUCUUGCAACAAAAGAGAGAUUGAAACGGUUUGGUAUGCUGCAAACUGAUCACUGUGGUUUCUGCAGGGCUCAAGAAACCAUUGAACAUCUGUUUUUUGAAUGCAGAGUGAUGAAACAAAUCUGGAGCCAAAUUUUGGAUUGGUUACAAGUGAAGCAUAACCCAAGGGGCUGGAUUAUGGAACUGGCAUGGAUGCUGCAGCAGACUAAGAAAAAGAGCUGGAAAACUAAAGUCCUUAAAAUGGCUUUUAGUGAAACUAUCUAUGCUUGCUGGAGGCUGAGAAACGAUACCGUGUUUGGUAAUACUGUACAAAUUGAUACCAUAGGACCAAGCAUUAUAGAUACCUUGAUAUAUAGGGCUUGGAUGUGUUAG